Messenger RNA from Tachysurus vachellii, 1648 nucleotides. RefSeq lists its product as uncharacterized. Gene Ontology annotation, biological process: protein autophosphorylation; negative regulation of apoptotic process; regulation of mitotic cell cycle. The transcript has 8 exons. NCBI's taxonomy places the organism in Eukaryota, Metazoa, Chordata, Actinopteri, Siluriformes, Bagridae. Bases 1 to 1617 code for a protein of 538 amino acids. Gene Ontology annotation, cellular component: cytoplasm. The record is from RefSeq and is a predicted model, not a curated record. Gene Ontology annotation, molecular function: protein serine/threonine kinase activity; ATP binding.
AUGGCACGUCAGGGUGCCUGGACUAGAUGGGAACAAGCUGUGGAGAGGAAGAUCACCUGGGCUGACCUUUGGCGGGCAGAGCCACACCGCAUCAAGUUCCUGGUGCAGGCAGUCUAUGACGUUCCUCCCCAGUCCAUCCAACCUGUACACCUGGGGUCUGGUCGAUACACCGCUUUUGUAGACUUUUUUUCUGUGGAAUCAGAAGUCUGCAGAAUAUUGUUUCUCCUUCUGUGGAGGAAGAGGGCUGAAGAGCUGGAGCUGCUACUUUUGUGGAAACAGGAGAUAACAGAAUGUGACCUGCACAGACUGUGGCAUGAAAACAUCAGCCAUGGAAUUGUACUACUUACGUUCCCACCACACUGCAGCCAUAAACUCCAACCACUUGAUCGUAGUGUGUUUGGUCCGUUUAAAAGGAUGGAGAAUUCGGCGAGCGAUGACUGGAUGAGUGGAAAUCCAGGUAAAACUAUGAGUAUUUACGACAUUCCAGGAAUUGUGAGGAUCGCCCUGCCUACAGCCGCAACACAGAAAAACAUACAGGCCGGCUUCCAGUGUACAGGCAUGGGGCCAUACAAUUGUAAAGUUUUUCAGGACUGUGACUUUGCGCCUUCUCAAGUCACAGAUCGUCCUGAUCCAUCUGGGGCUCUUCAACAGAACUCCUCUCCAGCUCACCUGCCGCCCGGCUCCUCUCCUAAUUACCUGCCGCCCGGCUCCUCUCCAGCUCACCUAGGAAAGCUGCUGGGUGAAGGAGGUGAAGGUGCAGUAUAUGCAGGGGUUCGUCUUUCGGAUGGCACCGAGCCUGGAGAGACCACUCCCAUUCCCACUGAGGUCGGACUGAUGAAGAUGGUCUCCCAGCCAGUCCGUUGCCCGAAAAUCCUGGAGCUGCUGGAAUGGUUUGUGGUCCAGAACAACCUGGUGCUUAUAUUAGAAAAACCAAACCCCUGCAUGGACCUCCUGGACUUUUGUGAACUCCACGGAGGUAAGCUGCCUGAACUCCUGGCGAGGGACAUCAUGGUCCAGGUGGUUCAGGCAGCUUGUCAUUGCUGUGCCAGAGGAGUGUUCCACAAUGACAUCAAACCAGAGAACAUCCUCAUCAACACAGAGACGCUUCAGGUGAAGCUCAUUGAUUUUGGAGCUGGGGACCUGCUGAAGGAAACGCCCUAUACCUACUGCCCAGGCACCAAACUGUACUUCCCACCAGAGUGGUGCCGAGAAAAACAGUACAUGGGCCGUCCUACCACCAUCUGGACACUGGGCAUCCUCCUUUAUCGGAUGCUCUGUGGGAAAUGGCCCUUUGAGACAACGGAGGAAAUUAUUGCUGGACAGCUGCACUUUCCUCCUGACUUGUCUAAAGACUGCCAGAAGUUUAUAUUACGGUGUCUGGCACAAAAGCCUAAGUCUCGACCAUCGUUCAAGCAACUGCUGAAGAACCGCUGGUUGAAGAGCGGCUCGAGGUCUACGCAGAGCAUUCCCAUCAAUAGGAGCCUUGUUGCACGUCUUGCUCACAGAAAAAAGUACCAUACAAGCGCUCCAAAACCAAGCUGCUUUUCUAGACUUUUUUUCUGUGGAAUCAGAAGCCUGCAGAAUAUUGUUUCUCCUUCUGUGGAGGAAGAGGGCUGAAGAGCUGGAGCUGCUCCUUCUGUGGAGGAAG